UCUUCUCCGCUCUGCCAACAACAUCAUCACCCCAUCAUUCCAUUCCCUCUCCCUUUGCCACCCCCACUCAUUCCCAUUUCCCAACUCCCCCGCCGGCGAUGGGUUGCUACCCCUCCGCCCACAAGCACCGGGUGAACCCCAACCCCCCGUAUCAUCCGCCGUCGCAGCCCCCAGCUGAGGGAACAAUGCCCUUCCGCCAGUACACACUUGCGGAGCUAAUGGCGGCGACGCAUGGAUUCGCCGGCCGGUACAUGAUCUCAAAAGGCGGCGAUGAGUACCUCCCGAACUUCGCCUACAGGGGUCGCCUUCAUGGCGGCCAACAGAUCGCCGUCAAGAGGUUUUCAAAGGACGCCUGGCCUGAUGAAGAGCAGUUCAGGGAUGAGGCGAUUAGAGCAGGGAAGGUUGAGACACAGGCGGCUUGCGAGAUUGAUUGGGUACUGUUGCGAGGGGGCUGAGAGGCUUCUUGUGGCCGAGUUCAUGCCCAAUAAUUCACUCGCACGGCAUCUUUUCAAUGUUAAAACUAAGACUAUGGAGCGGUCUAAGUGCUUGAGAGUCGCAUGCUAUAUAGCAGAAGCUUUGGAAUAUUGCAUCAAAGAACAUGCUCUGUAUUAUGAUCUGAAUCCACAUAAAGUUCUCUUUGAUGAGGUUGGUAAUCCUUGUCUUUCUUGUUUUGGUCUCGUGAAAAACCACAGGGAUGAAAGAUGUUUCCACACUAACAUUGCUUACACACCUCCGGGGUGCUUAUAUGGAAUGGCCAGUGCUAAAAGCAUGGUAUUCAGCUUUGGCAUUCUGCUACGAGAUUUACUGAGCGGAAAGCAAAUCUCAGAUGAACAAGCAAUGGAUGCAAUAUUGGGUACAAGAAUCCCUAUCGUUCUGGAUUCUCGUUUGUGGGGUAAAUGUUCCGCUGAAGGGGCCACUGCUUUGGUGAAACUUGCUUAUGACUGUUUGCAAUAUAAACCUAUUGACCGACCCUCCAUAAAAUAUGUUAUUGCAACCCUUGCACAAAUUCAAAGCAAUUCUGUGGGACCAUCUAAUCCAAUGCCAAAGACUGGAGCAAGAUAAAACCACACCAUUGAGCGUGGGAGACUCAGAAGCAAGUUAAAUUCUCACCUAGAGGAGGCACUUGACUGUUCUCCACACAAGGUGUGCAUCAUCACGUUGUUCCACAUUUGCCAAAAGCCAAAAAUUGGAGUGAACUUUUGCAUCAGAAACGCCUAUAUAUUACUACAUUGAUUGGUUGGUGUACAUUGAUAAGUGCGAAUAUUAUUUGUUGGUGUGUAUGGAUAAGUGUGAAUAUUCUUUGUUGGCGUAUAUAGAUACGUGUGAAUAAGAAUAUUAAAUU
Molecule: messenger RNA, 1342 nt
Organism: Dioscorea cayenensis subsp. rotundata (Guinea yam)
Lineage: Eukaryota; Viridiplantae; Streptophyta; Magnoliopsida; Dioscoreales; Dioscoreaceae
Product: serine/threonine-protein kinase BSK1-like
Exons: 7
Coding region: 271-1062 (263 amino acids)
Biological process (GO): protein phosphorylation; brassinosteroid mediated signaling pathway
Molecular function (GO): protein kinase activity; ATP binding
Source: RefSeq, a predicted model, not a curated record